Messenger RNA from Dama dama (fallow deer), 3619 nucleotides. RefSeq names its product 3-hydroxybutyrate dehydrogenase 1 (gene BDH1). The transcript has 7 exons. NCBI's taxonomy places the organism in Eukaryota, Metazoa, Chordata, Mammalia, Artiodactyla, Cervidae. The coding region runs from base 253 to 1287 and encodes 344 amino acids. The record is from RefSeq and is a predicted model, not a curated record. Gene Ontology annotation, molecular function: oxidoreductase activity.
UGAGCCACUGUCUGGAGGCGCACCCCGGCUACUGAGGGUGGAGGCCGCAGGAGCGAGAGCGGGUAAGGGGCUUCGAGAAGGAAAAGGCGGUAGCGCCCCCACUAGGUGGUACGGGACGCGAGCACGGGUGCCUGCGAAGCGCCAGGUUAUAGCGAACGCACCAGCUGAGCCCUCUGUAACUGGAGCCCCCGCGCCAGUUUGUUUUGGGAAGCCACCAGGAGGAGCCUGACCAUUCUGCCUUUUGUGGCCACAAUGCUGACAGCUCGCCUCUCCAGACCCCUGUCACAGCUCCCAAGGAAAACCCUGAAUUUAUAUGAUAGAGAAAAUGGAACAAGAGGCUCGCUGCUGUUUUACUCUGCCCCCUUCGUCCCUGUUGGCCAUCGGACUUACGCUGCUUCAGUGAACCCGGUUGGCAGCAAAGCUGUCCUGAUCACGGGCUGUGACUCGGGAUUCGGGUUCUCCUUGGCCAAGCAUCUGCAUUCAGAAGGCUUCCUUGUGUUUGCUGGCUGCUUGAUGAAGGACAAAGGGAGUGAUGGGGUCAAAGAGCUGGACAGCAUGAAGAGUGAUCGCUUAAGAACUGUCCAGCUCAACGUCUGCAAAAGCGAAGAGGUGGAUAAAGCGGCGGAGGUCAUCCGCUCGAGCCUGGAGGACCCUGAGAAAGGCUUGUGGGGCCUGGUUAACAAUGCGGGCAUCUCGACGUUUGGAGACGUGGAGUUCACCAGCAUGGAGACCUACAAGGAGGUGGCAGAAGUGAACCUCUGGGGCACCGUUCGGGUGACGAAAGCCUUUCUCCCCCUCAUCCGGAGGGCAAAAGGCCGCGUUGUUAACAUCAGCAGCAUGAUGGGCCGCAUGGCCAACGUGGCCCGUUCCCCAUACUGCAUCACCAAGUUCGGGGUGGAGGCUUUCUCUGACUGCCUGCGCUAUGAGAUGCACCCGCUGGGAGUGAAGGUCAGCGUGGUGGAACCCGGCAACUUCAUCGCCGCCACCAGCCUCUAUGGCGGCACUGAGCGCAUCCAGGCCAUCGCCAACAAGAUGUGGGAGGAGCUGCCCGAGGUGGUGCGCCAGGACUACGGCAGGAAGUACUUUGAUGAGAAGGUCGCCAGGAUGGAGAGCUACUGCACCAGCGGCUCCACAGACACCUCUCCCGUCAUCAAGGCUGUGACCCACGCCCUGACCGCCACCACUCCCUACACUCGCUACCACCCCAUGGACUACUACUGGUGGCUGCGGAUGCAGAUCAUGACCCACUUCCCCGGAGCUAUCUCCGACAGGAUCUAUAUUCACUGACAAGUUUCGCGCUGGCCUCUGCUGGGGAGCCCUGGGUGUGGGGGAAGAGGAUGGAGGGAGGGAGGGGGAGGGGCUUGUGCCAUCACCUCCUGGUGUCUCACUGGUGGAUUAGCCCCAUCCCAGGAGGACCCACCACCAGUCUGAGCAUUAACUAGAGCAGGUAGCCCAGCCCAAUUUGCAUACCCAGUGAAUGGCUCAGGCCUUCUCAGUUGGGGUGCAGAAUGGUGGGCAGGGCCCGCAAACCUCAGGGCAAACAUGGUGCCUCUGUCUUUCUGGAGUUGAUUUUAUACAAAGAUUUUAGGUAGAUAUCUUUAUGUUAACAACAGAUUUAUUAUAAAAUAGAAUACAAAUCCUUUAUAUUUUAAAGCCAAACACAAGUUGAAAAAAUAUAUCUCAUUUGAGCCUUAAACCAGCCUCAUAAGGACAGGUUUUUUUUUUUCUUUUGUACAUGAAGCAUUUUUGGCCCAAAGAAGAUACGUGAAUUGCCCUUUUAUUGCUUAUAAGUCAAUUUUGCUUAUAUUGAUUUCUAUAAAAUAUGAAGGUCCAGGUUCCUGCCACUGCUGUAGAAAUGUUUCACGUUUUAUAUUCCGGGGUGGCUCUGGGGCCAGUCACUGGAGGAUCCAUGAUGAGCUCUGUGCCCUCCUUGCCUGAGCCGUGCACACCACGUGCCCACCGUGCGCCUCUCUGCAGGUCCUUGGUGUUGCUGUGUGCAGCCUGCAGCAGGCAGUUCAGAGCUCAGUGAAGGGGGUGGCAACAUUCUGGAGAUUUACAUUUGAGAUUUCUCCAACCUGUUUUAGGACAAAUGUGUGGAGGUGCCCAAUGGCUAAGAGGUAGUUUGUUUCUAGCUUGGAUCCGCUUGGUUCUGCCCAGGGCGGGAUGCAUGUUGAUGGGGCAUCCUUGGCAGGAGCUGUGAUAUAUAGGAUGGGCACUGUGGCAUCUUCUCCCCUGGGUGGGUCCAGGUUCCCUGUCUGUCUCAUGUGGUGCUUGCACACACACACACCUGUUCUAUGGCACUCCAGCGUGGCCUUCAUUGACAGCUCACCUUCCUGCUAUGGCCUUAUUUUUAAUUAAGCCAGGCCACUGAUAAGUAGAGUUUGUCUUAUCACUUCUUGGGUUUGGCUUUGAAGGCUAAACUCACAGUAUCCUUGAAAUUGUCCAGAACCUGCAUGUUUGGACCAGAACCAGGCAACACCCUUCUCUAGGUAGCUGCAUACCUUGAGAUAGGGCCCUGAGUUCAGCCCUGCAAAUCAAACCGGCCCUUCUGCCUCGCCCUGAAAGGGCCAGGCCUGCCGCUAGAGGGCAGCCUGCCUCCUUCACAGCCAGAGUGGCCUCAGCUCCCGAUUUGGGAGCUUCCACCCAAGCCUGAGGUCUCAGAGGGCUGGUGCUCCCCACCUUGAAAGCACUCCAGGCAGAAUGACACAGAGCCACUUUAGAAACAGUGUUCCUGCUCUCCUAGUAGUUUCCUGGAUUAAACAUGGAGUCUGGUUCCAGAAGGCAGAACCUGGGCAGCUGGAACCUGCCACAGGGCUCAGGCAAAGCCAAAGAAGAGGGGGUCUCACAGCCUUUGAAUUCAGCUUACCUGUUAGGGAGUCAUGCCCUCUGCUGUCAAUCAGGGAUGCCCUGCCCAGCUCACUGUGUGCAGAGUGAGGCCCAGAGGGCCUGUGUGGGUGAUAGGUGGGCAGGGAGGCUGAAACCACCUCCAGAAACCCUGGGAGGGACACUUGAUGGCCAUUGUCUUUCCACAACAAGAAGAGCUUUUUGAGUCACAGAACUUGCUUUUCAGAGUCUCAUUUUUUAUAUCUUGGGAGAUUUUGUGUCCAUGCUUAAUUUUAUCAAGGAAAAAUGUAUGCCGCAGUUGUUCGUGUGCAUGGAUGCCUGGGAACUGGCGGGAAAGGGUGAUGGUCACACUCUGUGGGUCAGGAUCAGCAGUAAACCGGUCACUGGAGAAGCACGUCUGCAUCUGGGACCCCCAGGGGUAAGUCAGAACUGCUAGGCUGCCCUGCAGGCCGCCCUGAUUUUUAAUUUUUAUCCCAGUGAUUGAAAAACCCAGAACAACUUUCCUCCAGAUCUCAAAGCUAAUUAAAACCUGAUGCAAAGAACUGACUCAUUGGGAAAGACCCUGGUGCUAGGAAAGAUUGAAGGCAGGAGGAGAAGAGGACGACAGAGCAUGAGAUGGCUGGAUGGCAUCACCGCCUCGAUGGACAUGAGUUUGAAUAAACUCCGGGAGUUGGUGAUGGACAGGGAAGCCUGGCGUGCUGCUGUCCGUGGGGUCGCAAAGAGUAGGACAUGACUGAGCGACUGAACUGAAUUAAAACCUCACAAUUACCAUUCA